This is a messenger RNA of Ylistrum balloti, 1643 nucleotides long. RefSeq lists its product as uncharacterized. Bases 134 to 1597 code for a protein of 487 amino acids. The transcript is spliced from 8 exons. The record is from RefSeq and is a predicted model, not a curated record. Gene Ontology annotation, molecular function: flavin adenine dinucleotide binding; sarcosine oxidase activity. Lineage: Eukaryota; Metazoa; Mollusca; Bivalvia; Pectinida; Pectinidae.
UGGUAGGACCGUAGAGACGGAUACAGCGGGUAGCAAGGGAUGCUGGAUAAAGGCCGGGAUGCUUGGUAAAGGUUACCUCUAGAGGUUUCACGGAGACACACGGCACGCACGAUCAUAAUAUUAUAACCUAGCCAUGUACGACUUGUGCGUGAUUGGAGCGGGACUAAUUGGAUCAGCGGCGGCUCGACACGCCUCCCAGCAAAACGGAACUAAAGUUUGUCUCAUAGGACCGGAGGAACCACAGGAAAGGAGCCUUGAAUCCACAAGGGAGAUAUUUGGCGCACAUUACGAUGAAGGGCGGAUUACAAGGUGCUCUGAUCCUGACCCAGUGUGGGCCGCAUUAGCGCAGAGAUCUGGAGACUACUUCCGCUUCUCGCUAUACCAUUUCAUAGAUGAGGGACGUAUCUCUGGGAUAUUGGUUACUUGUUCCUUUAAGUCAUAUCAACAGCCAGAGUCAUUUGAGAACGUGCAAGAUUUGGUUACUGGAGGGACGCGUAAAUUCCCGCAGAAAAAACUACAGACCUGCGGCCAGUACCUGGCAACAUUUCCCUGUACGCCUCGUAACCGCGACCCAGAGGUGAGAGGCGUUGCAUUUUACAUGGAGACUGGUUGUCUGAUGGCUGGUAAAGCCCAAGGACAUUUCAUGUCACAAACGCGGGAUACAGUUUCGUCCCAAAGUAUUAAACAUGAAUAUCUCAACCCGGAAAUGCUUAAAAAACGUUUUCCCUACCUGAACCUGUCAAGGACAGACGCCGCAAUAUAUGAACAGACCAGAUCCGGCUACAUCAAUCCUAGAGCUAUGAUUAAUGCACAGAAACGGGUGGCAAUGAAUUUUCAAUGUGACGUCAUCGAUGACGUUGUCUGUAAGAUCACGAAAGAACAAAUGAACGGAACGAUUUUCAUGUCCGUGCUGACUGAAGGUGGUCGGAAGAUUGUAUCACGUCGGGUUCUCCUUGCCACGGGCUCUUUUACGACAUUUAGAGACCUUCUGUGGACUGAAACAGAACCGGAUGUAACGCUCUGUCCGCUUACCGUAGCCAAGGUCGAGGUCAAUGAAAAUGACGUCAAGCACUUAGAGAAUAUGCCGUCCAUCCUCUACUAUGGUCAAGGUGCACCAGACUGGCCUGAAAAUUAUCCACGCAAUUCCACAAACCUUAUAGGUAUAUAUGUACUCCCACCCAUCAAGUACCCGGAUGGUAAACAUUAUAUAAAGCUUGGUAAUUUUGCGGACUCCGUGUCUCAGCGUUUGACGACCCUUGCGGAGGUGAAAGCGUGGUACUGUGGCGACGGCAAGUCCUCUUUAGCAACAGAAUCUGCGCGGCUGAUCACCGCCAUGACGAAAGAUAUCAAGGCAAAGUCUUAUCAUGGUGACCAAUGCGUGAUUCUGGAGACUCGAACAGGUCACCCCUAUAUCGACCUUGUCCAUUCAGGAAUCGGUGUGGCAAUCGGAGGCAAUGGUUAUGCAGCAAAAUCCGGCGAUGAGAUCGGACGGCUUGCCGCCAUGUUGGUUCUGCGUGGUGUCUGGGACUCGGAUAUUCCGGCGGAAACAUUCAAACUUCGACUUAAGCCACGAAAGAAACCACAAUCCAAAAUAUAAUGUUCAUAUAUCUUAUUUUGGCUGAUACGCGUUUCCUACUUUCGGA